This is a messenger RNA of Drosophila bipectinata, 377 nucleotides long. RefSeq lists its product as uncharacterized. The record is from RefSeq and is a predicted model, not a curated record. Lineage: Eukaryota; Metazoa; Arthropoda; Insecta; Diptera; Drosophilidae.
ACAGUCAUGAGUUCUCAGAACUCUAUAAACACUCUACACACGGAGCACAGAAAUUGGAAAUCAUACACGUUCAAAUUAUCCAAAUUGUUUGUGUAAGUUAAUUCUAAAAAAAUUUGUUCCUCCGGCUUCGACAAAGGCUUUGGAAAGUCAAGAACAUGGCGGAUCCGGAUCUCAGUCAAGAAAUCACAAUCCAGCCACCUUCUCCGUCCAGCACUUACAACUUGGACAACGAGCGCCUGGAUUGCGACAACUUGGAGGAUAUGACCGAUAAAUGGAUGGACCCGAACCGGCCCUCGUUCUUUACCGUCCUCUUGCGUUUCUUUGGCAAUAUUUUCGGUAAACCGAAGCUUGUCCUCAAGUCUCCAAGUACCCUAUAG